Molecule: messenger RNA, 858 nt
Organism: Olea europaea var. sylvestris
Lineage: Eukaryota; Viridiplantae; Streptophyta; Magnoliopsida; Lamiales; Oleaceae
Exons: 2
Coding region: 1-858 (285 amino acids)
Source: RefSeq, a predicted model, not a curated record
AUGCCUAGUUACGCCAAAUUCUUGAAAGAUAUUUUAUCUAACAAAUGCAAGCUAGAGGAACAUGAGACUGUAAUGUUGACAGAGGAAUGUAGUGCCAGAAUACAAAAGAAGCUACCUCCUAAGUUAAAAGAUCCAGGGAGUUCAAGUAUUAAUUUGAUGCCAUUAUCUAUUUUUAGAAAACUGGGUUUAGGGGAGGCUAAAGCAACUACAGUGACUUUACAGCUAGCUGAUCGGUCUAUCACGCACCCAAGAGGAAUUAUUGAGGAUAUCUUGGUGAAAGUGGACAAAUUCAUCUUCCCAGUUGAUUUUCUCAUUCUUGACAUGGAGGAGGAUAGGGAUGUUCCACUUAUUUUGGGUCGACCAUUUUUAGCUACCGAUAGAGCCCUUAUUGAUGUGCAAAAAGGUCAACUGAUUUUGAGACUUGGUGAAGAACAUGUCACAUUUAAUGUGUUCAAGGCCAUAAGAUAUCCAGCAGAGUCAGACAGUUGCUUCCAGAUCGAUGUGAUUGAUAAUACAGUAAAUGAUACGUUCCCGUUGCAUAAUCCACCAGAUCCAUAUGAGGCAUGCAUUGUACACUCUCAAUCUACUCAAUCUGAUUCUAAUGAGAUUGAAACAUGUGCAAGAAAUCUUGAAGCUAAUCCUACAUAUAGGCGCAGACCACACUUUAAGGAAUUAGGCACUGGUCCUACAAAGCCUUUGCCAUCAAUUCAAAGGCCCCCUGAGUUAGAGCUCAAGCAGUUGUCAUCUCACCUUCGUUAUGCCUACCUGGGAAAAUCUUCCACAUUGCCUGUUAUUAUUUCAAACUCCAUUAGUAAGCUUGAAGAAGAGAGAUUGCUAAGAGUACUCAGAGAAAAUUAA